Messenger RNA from Candida albicans SC5314, 1770 nucleotides. RefSeq lists its product as uncharacterized. NCBI's taxonomy places the organism in Eukaryota, Fungi, Ascomycota, Pichiomycetes, Serinales, Debaryomycetaceae. Gene Ontology annotation, biological process: DNA repair; mitotic DNA replication checkpoint signaling; DNA damage checkpoint signaling. The record is from RefSeq and is a predicted model, not a curated record. The transcript has a single exon. Bases 1 to 1770 code for a protein of 589 amino acids. Gene Ontology annotation, molecular function: chromatin binding.
AUGGUACCACCCAGGAGGAAAAAACCAAAGUAUGAACCAGUGGAGAUAAACUCAUCUUUUGAUGAAAUAUCAUCGGAUUCACAAGACUCUUCGUCUUUUGAGCAUUGGUCGAUCCAACCAAGUCCAGUCAAAAAAUCACAAACCACAAUUAAUAACAAUCAACAAUGGAUAGAUAAAUAUCGACCGAAAACCACUAGUGAAAUCUGUAUUAAUCCGACAAAAUUAAAACAAGUAAAAGAAUCGAUGAUGAAAAUGAUCAAUAAAACUUCAAACACCAGAGUAUUGGUGCUAUCUGGACCUAGUGGCUCCUCAAAGUCUACCACUGUAAAACUACUAGCUGAAGAAUUGAUAACUGUACGUGAUGCCUUUGAUUCCGUGGUGGUUGAAUAUGAUGAACUGGAAGAUUUUUUGAAAUUUUUACAAGAUUGUCGAUAUAAAUCCAAGAAUGUGAUAUUAGUGGAAGAAUUACCAAAUAUAUAUCAUUUGGAAACUUUAAAGAAAUUUCGAGAUGCCAUAAGGGAUUGGAUAUAUCAAGAUGAUAAUGGAUUUUCAUUACCACCUUUGAUUAUAUGUCUAAGUGAGAUUGAAUAUGAUUCCAAUGAUCUCAGGAUUAGUUAUAGCAUUGAAAAUAAUUUAACGGUGGAUACAUUAUUGGGUAAAGAAAUUACGGGAUUAACUCAAGUGGAAAAUAUUAAGUUCAACAGUAUUGCCAACCGAUUUUUGAAACCAACGAUAAAUAAGAUAAUUAAACAAGAAGGAAUUUUAAAAAUUGUUAAUCAACAAAUUUUGAUGAGAUUUUUGGAUGAGAUUUUUCAAAUUGGAGAUAUUCGUUCCAUUAUAUUUAACCUUGAAAUGUGGAUUAAAAAUGUUAAACAAUCUUUGACUAAUAGAAUCUCAAUCGAUUCAUUUAUGCGAGAAAAUUCAAUUAACUUGUUUCAUGCCAUAGGGAAGAUAAUAUAUUCAAGUUCUAAAGUGAAUAAAAAUCGACUGAAAAUUGGUAAUAACGAUGACGAUAGUGACCCAUUAGAUAAGGACGAUAUAGACUAUCAAUCAAUUGAACAAGUACUACAACUGUUUCCUGAGAAAAAUAUGGAUUUGUUGAACUUGUCACUACUAGAGAAUUAUCACAUUUAUCAAGAUUCUAAUUAUGAUUUGAAAUUGGCAAGUAAUAUAGUUGAUGAUUUGAGUGUUAAUGACAUUAUCAAACUUGGUGAUACUGGUAUAAGAUCUACUAGGAUAAAUCUAAGCAAAGCGCAAAAACUUUCAACUAGUCGAUCUACAUCUAUGCCUCCAUCCAAAUUGAAAAUGAAGUUUCCUCGACAUUUAAAAAUGAUCAAAAUGAUGAAUAAAACUAAAAAUCAAAUCAGUUCGUAUCGUCGAUAUCUCAAUCCACAAACAUCAUUUCAAGAUUUAAAUUUGAUUGAUGGAUAUUAUAUGCCAAUAAUUUAUAACUCUCAGAGAAAGACAAGGUACAGAUAUAAUCGACUAGGUGGUAAAUUUCAAGAAGUUUAUGCAGAUGAUACAAUACCGAUUGAUGAAGGAGAGGUAACUUAUGAAUAUGAUCAAUUUGAAAUUGACAUUAAGAAUAAAAUAAAUCUAGAUCUGGAUAUGAAAUAUUCGGAAGUGAUCGAUGAAGACAUGGAUAAUAUGAGUGAUCCAAUUGAAUCAGAUGAUGAUCUUGAAGAUAUUGGAGAUAUAGGGGAUAAUGAAUCUGAUGCGUUUCUGAGUGAUUCCGAAUUAGAAUUACUUUUAACACAAGGUAAAGUCUGA